GCCAAACAAUUUCAAACCGACGGAGUCGUUACAGCGAGGUGUGCGUUGCCUGCCGUUCAAGGAAAAGCUCAGACUCCGUUGAAAAGUAAUAUUUUCGCAAGAGUGGCAAUUUUAAGACUCGACGAUGGCCUUGAGAAAUCGGACGGCACAUACGAAUAUUAUUAAUCAAGAAAAUGUGAAAAACACAAAAGCUUUAGUCAAUGCAGUUCCACUGCAGACUAAAAGAGCUGCUUUGGGUGAAAUUGGGAACAAAGUCAAUAUUGUACGAGGUGUUGCACCAAUUAACAGGUCUAGUUUAUUAACUAAAAAUGUUAAGAAACCUGUAAAUAAACAACCCAUUAAGCAACUCGAAAAGGUUCCAGAAAAACCACCUGUACAAGUAAUUAAGCCUGUAGUUAAAGCUACUGUUCCUGUUGCAAUUACUACAACUGUUGUCCCACCGAAAAAAGAAGCUGAGUCGUUCUCGUCAGAUUUAUUAGAGAUUGAAGAUAUUGACGAAGAGGAUAAGGGAAACCCUAUACUAGUUUCAAUUUAUAGCAAUGACAUAUAUACAUAUUUGAGGACAUUGGAAAAAGAGUUUCCCAUAAAAAAGGGAUAUUUAACAGGACAAGAAGUCACGCCGAAAAUGAGAAGUGUUCUUGUCGACUGGUUGGUAGAAGUACAUCAACAAUUUCGCCUGAUGCAAGAGACACUUUAUCUCACAAUCUCCAUAAUUGAUCGCUUUUUACAGUCAUACAGAACGAUCGAUCGAAAGAGGCUACAGUUGGUUGGUGUCUCAGCCAUGUUCCUAGCCAGCAAAUAUGAAGAGAUGUACUCUCCUGACAUAAGUGACUUCGUGUACAUCACAGAUAACGCAUAUUCGAAAACGGAAAUACUGCAAAUGGAAAUGUUAAUUUUAAGGACUCUUGAUUAUUCCUUCGGACGACCAUUGCCCCUUCAUUUCCUUCGUAGAUACAGCAAAGCAGGAAGAGCGCUUCCCGUACAUCAUACGAUGGCCAAGUUCUUUUUGGAACAAUGUUUGGUGUGUUAUGAGAUGUGUCAUUAUCCACCAAGUCUCAUUGCAGCUGCAGCAAUAUAUCUUUCAUUCUUUGUAAUCGGUAAUGAAGAAGACGAAGGUAAACUUAUCUGGACAAACACCUUAAUUCACUAUAGUUCAUUCACCAAAGAAGACAUACUGCCAGUUGUACGCAAUAUUGCUGCAAUUAUCUUCAGUGCUGAUAGUGGCAAAUACCAAGCAGUUAGGAAGAAGUACAUGCAAGCAAAGCACAUGAAAAUCAGCUUACGUGCAGAGCUGAAGUCACCAAGUAUGAUAAGACUAGCGACAGAAAACAGGCAAGAGUAAAUUCUGUAAUAUAGAACGAAGAUUAUAUACAGGAGAAUGAUAUAUAGGAAUUGUCAAUGAGUUAUUUGUUUGUACAAUGUCACAGUCGCGUAAAAAUUAUUGUUUACUCCUUUUCUAAAUUAUAUUACUUGUAAGUUGUACACAUAGGAAAAUUCUAUAGUGUACAAAUCAUUAUCAACCAAAGCAUAAUUGCACGUAACAAUAAUAUUUGACAUUCGCAAACAAGAAACUUUUUGAAAUUAAUCUCCGCAUUCGGAUAAAGUGUAGGUAGACAUGGGACGUAUUUAGGUGUACUACGUACAGAAUGGUUUUGUGAGCAUGACAAAGCAAAUGAAGAAACAUCGACUCAGGUAAUACUGCUGAAUGUUUUAUUCUAGACUACAUUAUAUGAUGAACAAUAGUAUCAUGCAUAAUUGGAAUAAUUACAUACACAACUUUUUUUAUAAUAGAUAUUUAAUAUGUAGUUUUUAUCGGUAGAUAAUUAUAAAGCUGUUUUUGUUUUUGAUAUGCGCAUUACAAAUGUUUUACUAUGCCUGUGAAACACAGGUCAGUGUUCCAGCUCGCGUAUACACAUACAUACGUUAGUAUCCCAUUUUGAUAGUACUGAUAUUACAACAUUCUUUAAAGGGACUGUUUCAUUGUUCCAGUAGAGGAUAAAUACUGCCUGGGAAUGGACACAUGAAAUAUGAUAAAAUUCCCGUACAGGAAUGUGAUUCAUUAAUCAAUUUUAAAGUAAUGUUCUUUUAAAUAUACAUGUUCGCUGUGAAAUAAAAAUUAGUGCUGAAUUUUUCUUUAUUUCCAAUUCACCAAUGAAAUUUAUCAGUAAAUACAAUAAUACUACUUGAUAGUAUGUAAUGCUUUUUACGUAUUUAUUACUGUAUGGUAAUGACGCAAAUGUGUUGGUUUUGAACCACAAGUAAUUGUUCGUAUGUGCAUGGUAUGUAAAGUACAUUGAACAGAUUUUACAAUAACGUCGACAAUUUUCUACAUUUGAAUAUAAUUUUUAUUAAUCUGAUAUAAAUUCUAGUAUCUACUAAUAUCUGCAAAGGAGUGUUUUUAAAUUAUUAAUACUUUGACUAAAUAUAAUUGAUGUAAAUAAACGUGUGAUUUUUGAAAGUAGUUUAAAAAUGCUCUUCCAAUUGUACUGUGACGAAUGUUAUUGGCUGAUGUUCGUUAUAAGUUAUUCAUUUUGAAAUGUGCAAAAAAUUCUUUUAACAUAUGAUGAUACAAAUUUGCUUAUGAUAGUACACCUACAUGUCACGAUAUUGCAUUAAGCACUCGUUUUAUUUCACAGUGAAUAAUAUAAGAAUAUCUUGAAGUAGUUUAAUGGACUUGCGCGAGCUUAGGCACUAUUAGAAAAAGAAUUCAUGCAAUUUACGUGCUUUAGAUCACUUCAUAUUUACGAUUUAUUUAAAACCUUUUCUUCUAUGUAUUUACAAAAUGUUAGACCAAGGCUAAACCAUGUACAUUCGUUGUGCUGUAGCAAAUGUGCAUUUCACUUUGAAAUAUGAAAAUAUGUCGUUGGUUCUUCUAAACUAUCCCAGCAAAAAGUCGACUUUACACCUUAGUCACAAGUUCAUGAAUUGAGAUAUAUGUACAUAUACACGAAAUUAACCAGUGAGUUAAGUAUGAAUAUACAUGCCAAUAAACAGUAUCUACUACUACUACUA
Messenger RNA from Orussus abietinus, 3012 nucleotides. RefSeq names its product G2/mitotic-specific cyclin-B. NCBI's taxonomy places the organism in Eukaryota, Metazoa, Arthropoda, Insecta, Hymenoptera, Orussidae. Gene Ontology annotation, biological process: mitotic cell cycle phase transition; regulation of cyclin-dependent protein serine/threonine kinase activity. The transcript is spliced from 5 exons. Gene Ontology annotation, cellular component: cytoplasm; cyclin-dependent protein kinase holoenzyme complex; nucleus. Bases 125 to 1342 code for a protein of 405 amino acids. Gene Ontology annotation, molecular function: cyclin-dependent protein serine/threonine kinase regulator activity. The record is from RefSeq and is a predicted model, not a curated record.